Messenger RNA from Dipodomys spectabilis (banner-tailed kangaroo rat), 4500 nucleotides. RefSeq names its product proline-rich protein 36-like. The coding region runs from base 1 to 4500 and encodes 1499 amino acids. The record is from RefSeq and is a predicted model, not a curated record. NCBI's taxonomy places the organism in Eukaryota, Metazoa, Chordata, Mammalia, Rodentia, Heteromyidae. The transcript has a single exon.
AUGCUCCAUGGCCUCUCACCAUCCCCCAGCGCCUCUCACCAUCCUCCAGCAUCUCUCACCAUCCCCCCAGCAUCCCUCACCAUCCCCCAGCAUCUCUCACCAUCCCCCAGCGUCUCUCACCAUGCUCCAUGGCCUCUCACCAUCCCCCAGCGUCUCUCACCAUCCCCCAGCGUCUCUCACCAUCCCCCAGCGCCUCUCACCAUCCCCCAGCAUCUCUCACCAUCCCCCAGCGCCUCUCACCAUCCCCCAGCGCCUCUCACCAUCCCCCAGCGCCUCUCACCAUCCCCCAGCAUCUCUCACCAUCCCCCAGCGCCUCUCACCAUCCCCCAGCAUCUCUCACCAUCCCCCAGCGCCUCUCACCAUCCCCCAGCGCCUCUCACCAUCCCCCAGCGCCUCUCACCAUCCCCCCAGCAUCUCUCACCAUCCCCCAGCGUCUCUCACCAUCCCCCAGCGUCUCUCACCAUGCUCCAUGGCCUCUCACCAUCCCCCAGCAUCUCUCACCAUCCCCCAGCAUCUCUCACCAUCCCCCAGCGUCUCUCACCAUCCCCCCAGCGCCUCUCACCAUCCCCCCAGCAUCCCUCACCAUCCCCCAGCAUCUCUCACCAUCCCCCCAGCAUCUCUCACCAUCCCCCAGCAUCUCUCACCAUCCCCCCAGCAUCUCUCACCAUCCCCCAGCGUCUCUCCACCAUCCCCCCAGCGCCUCUCACCAUCCCCCAGCGCCUCUCACCUUCCCCCAGCAUCUCUCACCAUCCCCCAGCGUCUCUCACCAUCCCCCCAGUGCCUCUCACCAUCCCCCAGCAUCUCUCACCAUCCCCCAGCGCCUCUCACCAUCCUCCAGCAUCUCUCACCAUCCCCCAGCAUCUCUCACCAUCCCCCAGCGCCUCUCACCAUCCUCCAGCGCCUCUCACCAUCCUCCAGCGCCUCUCACCAUCCCCCAGCACCUCUCACCAUCCCCCAGCGCCUCUCACCAUCCUCCAGCGCCUCUCACCAUGCUCCAGCAUCUCUCACCAUCCCCCAGCGCCUCUCACCAUCCCCCAGCGCCUCUCACCAUCCCCCAGCGUCUCUCACCAUCCUCCAGCGCCUCUCACCAUCCUCCAGCGCCUCUCACCAUCCCCCAGCACCUCUCACCAUCCUCCAGCAUCUCUCACCAUCCUCCAGCGUCUCUCACCAUCCCCCAGCGCCUCUCACCAUGCUCCAUGGCCUAUCACCAUCCCCCAGCGCCUCUCACCAUCCCCCAGCACCUCUCACCAUCCCCCAGCAUCUCUCACCAUCCUCCAGCGUCUCUCACCAUCCUCCAGCAUCUCUCACCAUCCCCCAGCGCCUCUCACCAUCCCCCAGCAUCUCUCACCAUCCUCCAGCAUCUCUCACCAUCCUCCAGCAUCUCUCACCAUCCCCCAGCGUCUCUCCACCAUCCCCGAGGAUCUCUCACCAUCCCCCAGCGCCUCUCACCAUCCCCCAGCACCUCUCACCAUCCCCCAGCGCCUCUCACCAUCCUCCAGCGUCUCUCACCAUCCCCCAGCAUCUCUCACCAUCCCCCAGCGCCUCUCACCAUCCCCCAGCGUCUCUCACCAUCCCCCAGCGCCUCUCACCAUCCUCCAGCGCCUCUCACCAUCCCCCAGCAUCUCUCACCAUCCCCCCAGCGCCUCUCACCAUCCCCCAGCGUCUCUCACCAUGCUCCAGCGCCUCUCACCAUGCUCCAGCAUCUCUCACCAUCCCCCAGCGCCUCUCACCAUCCCCCAGCGCCUCUCACCAUCCCCCAGCGCCUCUCACCAUCCUCCAGCAUCUCUCACCAUCCCCCAGCGCCUCUCACCAUCCCCCAGCGUCUCUCACCAUCCCCCAGCAUCUCUCACCAUCCCCCAGCGUCUCUCACCAUCCUCCAGCAUCUCUCACCAUCCCCCAGCAUCUCUCACCAUCCCCCAGCGCCUCUCACCAUGCUCCAGCGUCUCUCACCAUCCCCCAGCAUCUCUCACCAUCCCCCAGCAUCUCUCACCAUCCCCCAGCGCCUCUCACCAUGCUCCAGCGUCUCUCACCAUCCCCCAGCGCCUCUCACCAUGCUCCAGCGUCUCUCACCAUCCCCCAGCGCCUCUCACCAUCCCCCAGCAUCUCUCACCAUCCCCCAGCGCCUCUCACCAUCCCCCAGCGCCUCUCACCAUCCCCCAGCGCCUCUCACCAUCCCCCAGUGCAUCUCACCAUCCCCCAGCGUCUCUCACCAUCCCCCAGCGUCUCUCACCAUCCCCCAGCGUCUCUCACCAUCCCCCAGCAUCUCUCACCAUCCUCCAGCAUCUCUCACCAUCCUCCAGCACCUCUCACCAUCCUCCAGCGUCUCUCACCAUCCUCCAGCGCCUCUCACCAUCCUCCAGCGUCUCUCACCAUCCCCCACCGCCUCUCACCAUCCUCCAGCAUCUCUCACCAUCCUCCAGCAUCUCUCACCAUCCCCCCAGCGCCUCUCACCAUCCUCCAGCGCCUCUCACCAUCCUCCAGCGUCUCUCACCAUCCUCCAGCGCCUCUCACCAUCCUCCAGCGUCUCUCACCAUCCCCCACCGCCUCUCCACCAUCCCCCCAGCGUCUCUCACCAUCCCCCCAGCGUCUCUCACCAUGCUCCAGCGCCUCUCACCAUCCCCCAGCUCCUCUCACCAUCCCCCAGCGCCUCUCCACCAUCCCCCAGCAUCUCUCACCAUCCCCCAGCAUCUCUCACCAUCCCCCAGCGCCUCUCACCAUCCCCCAGCGCCUCUCACCAUCCUCCAGCGCCUCUCACCAUCCUCCAGCAUCUCUCACCAUCCUCCAGCGCCUCUCACCAUCCCCCAGCGCCUCUCACCAUCCCCCAGCGCCUCUCACCAUCCUCCAGCAUCUCUCACCAUCCCCCAGCGCCUCUCACCAUCCCCCAGCACCUCUCACCAUCCCCCAGCGUCUCUCACCAUCCUCCAGCGUCUCUCACCAUCCUCCAGCAUCUCUCACCAUCCUCCAGCGUCUCUCACCAUGCUCCAGCGCCUCUCACCAUCCCCCAGCGCCUCUCCACCAUCCCCACAGCAUCUCUCACCAUCCCCCAGCGUCUCUCACCAUCCCCCAGCGUCUCUCACCAUCCCCCAGCGUCUCUCACCAUCCUCCAGCGUCUCUCACCAUCCCCCAGCGCCUCUCACCAUCCUCCAGCACCUCUCACCAUCCCCCAGCAUCUCUCACCAUCCCCCAGCGCCUCUCACCAUCCCCCAGCGUCUCACCAUCCCCCAGCACCUCUCACCAUCCCCCAGCGUCUCUCACCAUCCUCCAGCGCCUCUCACCAUCCCCCAAUGUCUCUCACCAUCCCCCAGCAUCUCUCACCAUGCUCCAGCGUCUCUCACCAUCCUCCAGCGUCUCUCACCAUCCUCCAGCGUCUCUCACCAUCCCCCAGCACCUCUCACCAUCCUCCAGCAUCUCUCACCAUCCCCCAGCGUCUCUCACCAUCCUCCAGCAUCUCUCACCAUCCUCCAGCAUCUCUCACCAUCCUCCAGCGUCUCUCACCAUCCUCCAGCAUCUCUCACCAUCCUCCAGCAUCUCUCACCAUCCCCCAGCGUCUCUCACCAUCCCCCAGCACCUCUCACCAUCCUCCAGCGUCUCUCACCAUCCUCCAGCAUCUCUCACCAUCCUCCAGCGUCUCUCACCAUCCCCCAGCAUCUCUCACCAUCCCCCAGCGUCUCUCACCAUCCUCCAGCGUCUCUCACCAUCCUCCAGCGUCUCUCACCAUCCCCCAGCAUCUCUCACCAUCCCCCAGCGUCUCUCACCAUCCUCCAGCGCCUCUCACCAUCCUCCAGCGUCUCUCACCAUCCCCCCAGCGCCUCUCUCCAUCCCCCCCAGCGCCUCUCACCAUCCUCCAGCGUCUCUCACCAUCCCCCAGCAUCUCUCACCAUCCCCCAGCGUCUCUCACCAUCCUCCAGCGUCUCUCACCAUCCUCCAGCGUCUCUCACCAUCCCCCAGCAUCUCUCACCAUCCCCUAGCGUCUCUCACCAUCCUCCAGCGCCUCUCACCAUCCUCCAGCGUCUCUCACCAUCCCCCCAGCGCCUCUCACCAUCCCCCCCAGCGCCUCUCACCAUCCUCCAGCGUCUCUCACCAUCCCCCAGCAUCUCUCACCAUCCCCCAGCGUCUCUCACCAUCCCCCAGCGCCUCUCACCAUCCCCCAGCAUCUCUCACCAUCCCCCAGCGUCUCUCACCAUCCCCCAGCAUCUCUCACCAUCCUCCAGCGCCUCUCACCAUCCUCCAGCAUCUCUCACCAUCCCCCAGCGUCUCUCACCAUCCUCCAGCACCUCUCACCAUCCCCCAGCGUCUCUCACCAUCCUCCAGCAUCUCUCACUAUUCUCCAGUGUCUCUCACCAUCCUCCAGCGCCUUUCACCAUCCUCCAGCGCCUCUCACCAUCCUCCAGCACCUCUUACCAUCCUCCUCCAGCACUGCUCACAAUUCUGCAGCGCCUCUCGCAAUUCUCUAGCACUGAUCACUAUUCUCCAUCACUGAGCUCUAUUCUCCAGCACUGA